AACUCGCCAUCGAUAUCAAUACGUGGACGCAUCAACAAUGAAUCACAAAGGUUUCAAUCGAUAAAAUCUGGAAAUGCUGGAGUCGCUAUAGUGCAGCUAGAUGUUCAAUUGAAACACCAGUCGUUGACCAGGCUCGUAGCCAACAACAAACAAGAUCAUGUCGCAGAUCUUCUUCUGUACGAUUUACGAUGGCAAUGCCACUUUUGUUUACAAGUGUAAAGCCGAUUCGGAGUUGUGUUGCGGACGGGGAUGCUGCCCGAUGAUUUCAUCAAGCAAUUCCAUCUGGUCACAGUGGUACUUUUGGUUCGGGAUCGCCAUCUUCGCCAUUUUAGUGAUAGGCAUCUUAUUGACUCUGACGUCAAACAGCUGUCGUCCCCAUCCAAUCUACACAGAAAACAUUGGCCAUGAGGCCGCUCCUUCGCGCUACGGUAUUCGUCACAUUCUCGGAGUGCAACAGUCCAGGGUAACUAACGUUGCGCCCACUGGUGUCGUGUGCGGACCAACGGGACUGAUCCAGCCCGCUGCGGUCCAGUCUAAAUUCAGUUUACAAAACAGCGCUAAUAAUAGAGAAAGCGUUGGAUUAGCUCCACUCAGGCCGCCUUACCCUCUUCAGUUGAACGCUAGGCGUUUUGAUCACUCCCUAGUUACCGACGACCUCGUCUAAACAAAUUAACUGUGAAAC
Daphnia carinata is the source of this 682-nucleotide messenger RNA. RefSeq lists its product as uncharacterized. The transcript is spliced from 5 exons. Bases 158 to 664 code for a protein of 168 amino acids. The record is from RefSeq and is a predicted model, not a curated record. NCBI's taxonomy places the organism in Eukaryota, Metazoa, Arthropoda, Branchiopoda, Diplostraca, Daphniidae.